CUGCUCUUGGCUCUUCGUUGAAAGCCGCUGUCGUACUCUCCCUCUAUUAUUGCACAUUCUUGUCCUUAAUCCGGACCACUGAAGCUAAUCCCGAUGCGAAACGAUUAUAUGAUGACCUGAUGAGCUCCUACAACAGACUCAUCAGGCCCGUUGGCAAUAACAGUGACAGGCUCACUGUCAAAAUGGGACUCAAACUCUCCCAGCUUAUUGACGUGAACCUCCGGUCACAGAUAAUGACAACAAAUGUUUGGGUUAAUCAGGAAUGGUCCGAUCACAAACUUCGUUGGGAUCCUGCAGAGUACGGUGGAGUGACGGAACUCUACGUUCCAGCCGAGCAAAUCUGGCUUCCGGACAUCGUGCUAUAUAACAAUGCCGACGGUAAUUACGAGGUCACAAUCAUGACGAAAGCAAUCAUCAAAAACGAAGGAACCGUCAUCUGGAAUCCCCCAGCUAUAUACAAGAGCAGUUGCCUUAUGGACGUUCAGUAUUUCCCUUUUGAUCAGCAACUCUGCAGCAUGAAAUUCGGGUCUUGGACCUACGACGGAUUCAUGGUGGAUCUGAAACAUAUCCGCGGCGUGGACAGCGUGGAUAUAGUUCCUCUCGGCAUUGAUCUCUCGGAAUUCUAUCUUUCGGUUGAAUGGGACAUCAUGGCUGUGCCGGCGAAGCGAACCGAAAAGUUCUACGCUUGCUGUGAGGAACCCUACCCGGACAUAACAUUCAACAUUACUCUACGUCGCAAAACGCUCUUCUACACCGUCAAUUUGAUUAUUCCUUGCGUCGGCAUUUCUUGUCUGUCGAUUCUCGUGUUCUACUUGCCCUCCGACUCAGGAGAGAAAGUAUCUCUGUCCAUCAGCAUCUUGCUGUCAUUGACUUUCUUCUUGCUCGUGUUGGUCGAGAUAAUCCCACCGACUUCAUUGGCUAUGCCGCUCCUCGGAAAAUAUCUCGUGUUCACCAUGAUAUUGGUCACGCUGAGCGUUUUAGUGGCGAUCGGAGUCCUCAACGUUCAUUUCCGAUCGCCGUCGAGUCACAUCCUCAAUCCCUGGUGUCGACAAGUUUUCAUAAAGGUUCUUCCACGAUUACUCCUGAUGAGAUCCCCUCAAUACGAAAUCGAAACCGAUGAGGCGCUUAGAAAGCAAAAAAAUAAGGUUGCCGAGAGCAAAGUCGACCGGGGUUCGAACGUAGAUCAUCGGGAGGAUCAACAGAGCUCUGGACUACCGCAGCUUCCGACCGAAGACGGCGCCGUCGAGGAAGCUUGUGACAUCGGUCACAAUGUUGCCGGCGAUUCUGCUCCCGUGGAAGGAUCGCCCCCGCCGUUUUCGAGAAGGGCGCACGGUGUGCGUGACUUCGAGGAGACGAUCUGUCAUGCAAUGUUCAUAGCGCAACACAUCGACAAUAGAGAUGAUUUCGAAAGCAUUCGUGAGGAUUGGAAGUAUAUUGCCAUGAUACUCGAUAGAUUAUUUCUGUGGAUAUUCACCAUAGCGUGCGUCGUUGGAACUGCCGGAAUUUUCCUCCAGGCGCCGUCUUUGUACGACCGCACCGUCCCGAUAGACGUGAAGCACUCCCGCGUUGCGCGUCGCAUGCUGCACGGUAAUCUGGCAGAUGACAUUGAGGAUGAAGACUUGUGAGACUUGCGGCGCUUGAGGAUACGAAUUCCGUGUUCAGGCACCGUGGAGCUCGGAGUUAUUUCCAAUAAUGUUUCCCCAUGGUGCCGCAAAGGCUCCAUGACCCCUCGGACAUCCAGGAUGCUCGUUGCCCCCAAGGGCCCUCUAUGAGGAGCAGACAGAAGCCCGGAUUCAUCUUCCUCGUCGGUUAGAUCCUUUCACCAUGCUAAUCUUCCAAUCUUCGGAUGCUCGAUUGAUUUCUCCUGACCACUCAAAACUGAGAUCGCUGCACUACGAGCCGCAGCAUGGAUGACGCUCGAAUCGAAUCACAACAUAUAAUCACAAAGGAUUGAAGAUGAAUGUUCCCGACCGUGUCCUGACGAGAUGGGUCAUCGCUCUUCGGCGGAGGAGAAACACUGGCUAGAAAAAUGUCUCGGAUCCCAGAG
Molecule: messenger RNA, 2047 nt
Organism: Galendromus occidentalis (western predatory mite)
Lineage: Eukaryota; Metazoa; Arthropoda; Arachnida; Mesostigmata; Phytoseiidae
Product: acetylcholine receptor subunit alpha-like 1
Exons: 8
Coding region: 120-1625 (501 amino acids)
Biological process (GO): monoatomic ion transmembrane transport
Cellular component (GO): postsynaptic membrane
Molecular function (GO): acetylcholine-gated monoatomic cation-selective channel activity; transmembrane signaling receptor activity
Source: RefSeq, a predicted model, not a curated record